Molecule: messenger RNA, 1419 nt
Organism: Nestor notabilis (Kea)
Lineage: Eukaryota; Metazoa; Chordata; Aves; Psittaciformes; Psittacidae
Product: methylcrotonoyl-CoA carboxylase beta chain, mitochondrial-like
Biological process (GO): L-leucine catabolic process
Cellular component (GO): mitochondrion; methylcrotonoyl-CoA carboxylase complex
Molecular function (GO): methylcrotonoyl-CoA carboxylase activity
Source: RefSeq, a predicted model, not a curated record
AACAGCGAGGCUGUUGUGAAAAGGUACUCAGAGUUGCUGGAGGUGGUCAGGGAAGGAGGGGGACAAGGCCGCCUGGUUCACACCCAGAGAAACAAGAAGCUGCUUGAUUGGGAGCGCCUGAAGCUGCUGCUUGACCACGAGUGUUUCCUUGAGCUGUCCCCACCGGCAGGGCUCAGCCUGCCCUGUGGUGAUGUCCCUGUGGCUGGGUCCCUUACUGGAAUUGGCAGAAUCUGUGGGGUCUGCUGUGUCUUUAUGGCAAACGAUGCAACUGUAAAAGGAGGAACAAUUUAUCCCACUGGGGUGAAGAAACAGUUAAGAGGUCAAGAAAUAGCCUUGCGGAACAGGCAGGUAUCCGUGUACCUGGCUGUCAGCAGGGGAGAAUUCCUAGCACUGCAGGCAGAGCUGUUUCCUGGCAAGUCGCACGGUGGCAGGGUUUUCUGCGCUGAAGCAGUGAUGUCUGCCGUGAGAAUCCCGCAGGUACAGUCAGUGUGUGGCUCCUGUGUGGCUGGAGGUGCCUAUGUCCCAGCCAGGGCAGAAGCAGCUGUGACUAUAGAUAAAAUGGGUACGUUAUUCCUUGCGGGCCCAACUCUGGUAAAAGCUGCUACAGGAGAAUAUGUCUCUCCCGAGGACCUGGGAGGGGCCAGACCUCACUCUCAUGUCAGUGGCUGCAGGGACCAUUUUGCAUCUUCAGAGGAGGAAGCCUGUGAAUGUAUUCGAAAGGUUAUCUCCACACUGAACCGAUCCCCUGCAGAGGAGGCCACAGAGCACGACAGCCCUUUGUACAGCUCUGCUGAGCUCCUGGGACUGGCACCAGGGGGUUACGGGUGUGCUCUUCCUGUCGAACUCGAUGUUUCUUUGCAGAUUCUGAGCCGUCUGCUGGAUAGAAGCAGAUUCCAGGAGUUCAGGGCUAAUUAUGGAACGACAUUGGUAACAGGAUUUGUCCAUGUGGAAGGCUUUCACAUCAUCAUCAGGUUUUACAGUAUUCCAGCGGAGGCUCGCUCCAGCAGAUGGAAGGCCUCCAUGGCUGCUGCUGCUUGUGCUGCUGUUCCCAAAAUAACCGCUGUAGUCGGUGGCUGUUUCGGGAGUGAGAGUUACGUUGUGUGUGGGAGAUCGUUCAGCCCAAACUUCCUGUUCUUGUGGCCUAAUGCAAGAGUUGCUCUUGUGGAUUCAAGACAUCUCUCCACAGUCCCACAAGCUGGGGACAGUGGCCACAGAGGAGAGGGAGCAGAGCUAAAACAGCUGAAAGAAAAGCUAGAGGAAGCAAGCAGUGCAUUUUACUCCUCUGCCAGGCUCUGGGAUGAUGGCAUAAUUCUACCUCAAAAUACUGAAAGGUAGGUGGUUGCAGAGAGUUUGAAGAUCACAAAACAGCAGAAGUUCCAGGUUGUGUCUCCGUGUCAGCAUCCUGGUAUUGGGAUGUAA